GACUGCAUUUUGACCCCGCUGUUAUUGUUGAUAGAGCAUCAACUAACUAUCUCUCACUCACUCACUCACUACAGUAUCAAUAUUCAAGAUAUACCCUUUAAUUAUACUCGCAACUGUCUCCCAGCAUAAACCCCACCCAUCAACCCCUAACCUACCCCACGCACCAUUAUCAUGUCCGCUCCAAACCUCACUCCCACCCAAAUCGAAGCCUUCCACCGCGAUGGCUACCUCAUCAUCCCCAACGCCCUCGACUCCCAAACCGUAGCCGCUCUCCUCGCUGAGACGCACAGCCUCCUCGAGAACUUCUCCAUUGAGGAUCACCCCAUGACCCGCUUCUCGACCGGAGAGGGUGAGGGCGUGGAGCACGUGGGCGACGACUAUUUCCUGGAGAGCGGGGAUAAGAUCCGUUUCUUCUUCGAAGAGGACGCCUUCUCCCCCACCGGCACCCUCCAAUACCCCAAACACCGCGCAAUCAACAAAAUCGGUCACUCCCUGCACACCCUCUCCCCCCCCUUCGUCUCCCUCCUCACCCACCCCACCACCCCCCCCUCCACCAUCGCGCGCUCCCUCGGCCUCUCAUCCCCGCAAGUCCUCCAAUCAAUGGUGAUCUGCAAACAACCCGAGAUCGGUGCCGCGGUGCCACCACACCAGGAUAGCACGUUCCUUUAUACGUCGCCGCCGUCGGCGCUCGGGUUUUGGUAUGCGCUUGAGGAUGCGACGAGGGAGAAUGGGUGUCUUUCGUUUUUACCCGGCAGUCAUAAGUGGGCGCCUGUUGGAAAGAGAUUUGUGAGGAAGGGGGAUGGGAGUGGGACGGAGUUUGUUGAGAAUGAGGGACCGAAAUUCCCCGCUGGCCGGGGGGGGGCGAAGGAGGGCGAAGAGGAGGAGUAUGUUAUGGGUGAAGUGAAGGCGGGGUCGCUGGUGCUGAUUCAUGGGAAUUUAUUGCAUAAGAGUGAGAGGAAUACGAGUGGGAAGGGGAGGAUUAUAUAUACUUUCCAUGCUAUUGAGGGGGAUGCGGUGUAUGAUGAGAGGAAUUGGUUGCAGCCUCCUGCUUGGGGGUUUACGAAGAUUUAGGUGCGGAGUAUAUGGAUGGCAUGGUGGUGUACAUAGAAGGGAGAUCUGCGAAGCAGAAGCACGAAUUUAAGCUGGG
Molecule: messenger RNA, 1147 nt
Organism: Pseudogymnoascus destructans
Lineage: Eukaryota; Fungi; Ascomycota; Leotiomycetes; Thelebolales; Thelebolaceae
Exons: 3
Coding region: 172-1071 (299 amino acids)
Source: RefSeq, a predicted model, not a curated record